Solea solea (common sole) is the source of this 7973-nucleotide messenger RNA. RefSeq names its product SH3 and multiple ankyrin repeat domains protein 1-like. The transcript has 28 exons. Lineage: Eukaryota; Metazoa; Chordata; Actinopteri; Pleuronectiformes; Soleidae. Gene Ontology annotation, cellular component: postsynaptic density; postsynaptic membrane; dendritic spine. The record is from RefSeq and is a predicted model, not a curated record. Gene Ontology annotation, molecular function: synaptic receptor adaptor activity; ionotropic glutamate receptor binding. The coding region runs from base 344 to 7366 and encodes 2340 amino acids.
CCUAGCUUCCUGUCGCUUAGCUGUGAAACCACCUGUGACUCAUUUGUCAAUCAAUCCUCGGUGUCUGUCCGUCGUCACCAUGUUUUACCUCGACGUUAAUUCAACACAGACAAAACAAAAAGCAACUCCUUCAAAGACCCUGCACCUCCAUCCCUGCAGACCCUCCUCGUUGUCGAGCUGCAGGAUCACUGAGUAUCCACCCUUCAUCACCGGGUGUCCAGUCUUGAUGGAGGUCACUGCGGAUACAAUGAGGAGCAACACCGAGUGGACUGCAGACUGAAAGCAUGUUUCUAAGGAGGAAGCCAGUCUCAUGGGAUAGCCAUGUUUUGUCUUCCUGACAGCUAUGUCACUCAGCCUACUCUGCAGUGACCCCGCACAGCAAAGGAUGCUGGGAAAUAAUGAGCACUUUUAUCCCAGUCAGGACGACAAGGAUGGAGAGGAUGAGGAGGAGGAAGAGGAGCAGGGGAGAGGAGAACUCAAAAACGGGCAAGGUGGAUAUGACGCAGAGAAUGGAGAGUUAGAGGAUCUGCUGGAGGAGAAGGAAAUGAAAGGAGGACGACAAUCCUGGGAAGGGAAAGGCGCAGAGGUGGUGAAACCUUCGGCCGUUGUCGUCGGGCGACAGAGAGCAGAUCGGCCUCUGAGGCCAGGCAACCUGGGCAACCAGAAUAUUGCUUACAUGUCGAAUCAAGUCCUGCUACACCACCAAGCGGCCAAUAAGCCCCACCACCAAGGCCUGACUGUGCUGCAGAAGAGACGGGCGCUCAUGGAGCGCAGCAUGACCACGAUGGCUCCUCUCGAGGACACUUUCCUGACAAUGAUGGUGUUUCGCGUCGGGAUUCCUGACAUCAAACAAACGAGGUGUCUCCAGUUUGACCAGGACUGCACCGCGUGGAACGCCAAGCAGCAGAUCAUCCUGUCCCUCAGCGAGACGCUGUGGGACGUCUACAACUACGGCCUCUUCCAGCCCGCCGGGGAAGGACGGGACGCCAAGUUCCUGGAGGAGGAGCGAGCGCUGCGGGAAUACUCGCAGUCCUUUGAGAAAGGCGUGCCUUACCUGGAGUUCAGGUACAAAACUAGAGUUUACAAGCAGACAAACCUGGACGAGAAGGCUCUGGCAAAGCUCAGCACAAAGGCCAGUCUGAAGAAGUUCCUGGAUUACAUUCAGACCGGAGCGAUGGAGAAAAUGUCAAAAGUCCUCGAUAAAGGUCUUGAUCCAAAUUUCCAUGACCCUGACUCUGGAGAGACCCCGCUCUCUGUGGCCGUGCAGUCCGGCCUGUCGGUGGAGGGCAUCAAGCUCCUGGUUCUGGGUGGUGCUCACUUGGACUUCAGGAGCAGAGACGGUCUGACGGCGGUGCACAAAGCCGUCAGGGCUCAAAAUCACGCCGGGCUGCUCGCUCUCUUGUCCCUCGGAGCAUCUCCAGACUACAAAGACCGCUACGGCCUGACCCCGCUGUACCACACUGUACUGACAGGGGGCGACACAACAUGCUGUGAAACCUUGCUGUAUUAUAGGGCAAAGCUGGGGACGAGGGACGAGAAUGGCUGGGACGAGAGCCAUCAGCACAGGGACGAAGAGGAGUUUGGAAUGGAAGAAAUGCAUAAGGCAUGCCAGAAUGGCUUUUCCCAGCACUUGGAGCAUCUGCUGUUUUAUGGGGCCGACACUUCGUCUCAAAAUGCCUCAGGGAACAGCGCACUUCACAUUUCUGCCCUGUACGACAAGGAGAGCUGUGUCCGUGUUCUUCUGUACAGGGGAGCAAAUAAGGAGGCAAAGAACAAACAUGGUCAGACCCCUUUUCAGCUCGCUGUAAUGUCUGGUCACUUUGAACUUGGGGAAAUCAUCAAAAACCACAAAGACUCUGACGUAGUGCCCUUUUUGGAAUCGCCAAAGUAUGUUCCCAAACGCAGAGAGAGCUCCCACACGCUGCCUCUCCCCUCGCUCCACUCCCACCACCUGCUGCGUGCUAACAGCGAUAACACCAUGACCCAGUCUGACCCUCAGAUCCUUCCCAUCAAGGCCUCGACAAAUCCCAACCCAGGACAGGUCCAUCGCAGAGCCUCCAUAGGCAUCAGAAGCUCCAGCAGCCCCAGAAAUCGUACUCGCUCCCCAUCCAGAGGGAGAGGAGGCCAGAGUGACACAGAGGAGAGACACCGGCAGCCACGGGGCAGACAGAGCGCGACCUCUGCGGGCAGCAGCGGUGGAGGUCAGAUAAAGCGUAUGUACAGUGCGGUGCCAGGGCGAGUGUAUGUGGCCACUCGUGCCCACUCAGCCAGCGGAGACAGAGAGCUGUCUCUCAGCAAAGGAGAUAAAGUUAAAGUGUUAAGUGUGGGUGAAGGUGGAUACUGGGAGGGAACGGUGAAAGGACGCACGGGCUGGUUUCCUUCAGACUGUGUGGAAGAGGUAGCUGCUCACAACAAAGACAAUCGGUCAGAGUCGCGCAGCGAGAAAGCCAAGAGGAAGCUCUUCCGCAACGUCACUGUCGGAGCCUACGACGGCACCGAUGGUCCCAGUGACUACAUUAUUAAGGAAAAGACAGUGCUUUUACAGAAGAAAGACAAUGAGGGCUUUGGCUUUGUGCUCAGAGGAGCCAAAGCCCAGACUCCCAUAGAGGAGUUCACUCCAACGCCAGCGUUUCCAGCGCUGCAGUACUUGGAGUCUGUUGAUGAAGGGGGUGUGGCGUGGAGAGUGGGCCUGAGGAUGGGGGAUUUCCUCAUUGAGGUGAACGGCCAGAAUGUGGUGAAGGUUGGCCACCGGCAGGUGGUCAACAUGAUCCGACAGGGCGGCAACAACCUCAUGGUGAAAGUUGUGAUGGUGGCUCGAAACCCUGAGCUGGAGGACACCACCCGGAAGAGGGCUCCGCAGCAGACUAAAAGACUGACUCCUCCUGCCAUCGCCCUCCGCUCCAAGUCGAUGACAUCAGAGCUGGAAGACAUGGACUAUGAGUCGUCUCAGGGUCCUGAUAAGAAGAGGACAGUCUAUCAGAUGGCACUAAACAAACUGGAUGAAAUAUUAGCCGCUGCCCAGCACACCAUUACACCAGACAACCAGGGCCAGAGAGGUCAUGGGGGGAAGAGGGACCGGAGCAGGAGCAUUGUUCCCAAUGUCUCCAAUGAGCAACCCUAUGAGCAACAGUCGUCUGUGAGCACAGCGCAACAAGGACCAGGUUUUGGCUACAACCAAGCUCACUUUCAGCCAGGCCAUGGACCUCAGCACGCAGUCAUGAUGCGUCAAAAAUCUAUUGGUGUAACAGAGGAGGAGCGGCAGUACCUCCACCCACCUGCUAUGAAGUUGGCUCGGAGCUUGUCGGUGCCAGGGCCAGAGGAAAUCCCCCCACCCCCCAACACAUCUGCUCCAGAGCCACCUUUAUCUGCAGGGCCUCAUCCUGUAAGAGGGCCUGCUAUGCCCAUCCCCCCUGUGUCUCAAGCCCACUAUCAGCCCCACUCCCAGCCAGGGCAUCCUACUCAAGCUGGCUGGGAGAGGGGAGGACCUGCUAUGAUGAACCAGCAGAUCAUGGUCUCCACCCUCAGGAGACAAUCAGAGGGACUGUGUGCCAGAGAGCCAGAUGCACCACGUAGAGGUGGUGGCAAGAUGGGAGGGCUAAGGAGAGGCUAUAGCAGUGCCACACCGCCGACAAGUGCUAAGCCUAAGGCGCAACAAGCCCCACAACACCAAGCGCAGAUGGCCAACCGGGAGCAGGGUGGAGGGGUUAGCAGGGGGGCUGCCAGAAGGGGUGGACGAGGAGCUUUGAUGAAGCAGUCAAAAGUAGAAGAUGGGCUGCGACAGCACAGAGGGAAAGGAGGUGGUGCCAAAGAGAAAAGCUCAAUCCCCAUCCCAACCAUCAUUGUCAAAGCACCCUCAACCAGUAGCAGUGGCCGAAGCAGCCAAGGGAGCAGCGUGGAUGCUGAGACUUCCCAGGAUGUAGAAGAGCAAACCUCAGCAGAUGCAACCCCAGACAGCCCCAACACCAGUCUACCCUCGCCACUUACAUCCUCGCCACCUCAGGCCCCUACACCUUCUUUUCCUGCAUCAACAGCUGCUCCUUCCGCUUCCUCACAGCAAAACCUUGAAAACUUGGUUUACACGUCAAAUUUUGGCACAGGGUUUGGAGGGGCAGGAGGGGCGCGCAGGGAAAGAGAACGCUUUCGAGAUAUGAGAAGAAAGAGUGCCUCUUUCUUCCUAUCAUCUGAGGAAGAUAUUCAAGGAGAGGCAGGAGGAGGAACAGGAGACGGAGGAGGAGGAGGAGCACAAGGGACAAGAAUUCAGCCUUUGCAGAGCUCACAGAUGGAAGUACCCACGCCUCGACUGCGACCGUCGAAGUCUAUAGACGAGGGCAUGUUUUCUGGAGACAGCUAUGUCAACUAUUCCAGCAGCAUGCCCCCAGCAUUUGGCCUGCCUGAAUAUUCCUCCCCUGUCCUCGAUCAGGACGGACAACCCAAAUCCGCUCCCACAAUACAUGGCUCCCAACCAGCUACUACCUUCAUCCAUCCGCUUACAGGGAAAGUUCUAGACCCUUCAUCCCCACUUGGCUUAGCCCUGGCUGCGAGAGAAAGGGCCUUAAAAGACGACCGCAGGACACGUAGGGAGGACAGACACUUUGGUCGGCAGAUGUCCACAGUAGGAGCGUUCCCCUCUCCUGUUCAGACCCCAGCUCCCUCCCUGUUUGCUACCCCUACACAAUCGGCCUACACUUCCCCAGUGUCUCUCCACUUAAGCUCCACCACCACCUCACCUGCAUCUCUGAGUCGACCACAGUCACCACGGAUAUUACGUUUGGGAGGUGGAGGUGGCGAGCGGAUGGAGAGGGAAAAAGAAGGAGGACCGCCCAGAGAAGGUCUCAGAGUUCGCUUCUCAGAGGACAGAACCACUCAAUAUUCAAACCAGUAUUACCCGCAGAGUCCCAGGGAGAGAGAAAAGGAGAUGUACGACAGCAGACGUGCUCCAUCCAUGCAUCCUCCUCCUCCACCACCGGCUCAACCAGCACCCCGAAGACCUUCCUUUCUGCAGAUGGACAACGCCCCCAACACCAGCUACAUUCCUCAGUACACUGUCCCCACAGCCCCAGCACAGACAGAUGAAGCUAUGGCAGAUGUCAGAUCAGGGGUGGGUGGAGGUCUGGGACUGAUGGUUCUCCCUCCGCCAGCUCCCUCAAUAGACGCCGAUGACGAGUUUGUAUUUGCAGAUCCCUUACCUCCACCAUUACAGUUUGCCAACGGUAAGAAUGAGCGAGGUCAAGGGUUCUCUCAGAGGCAUCAACACCCAAGUCAGCAGCAGGCUGUUGCUCCACCUCCCCCACUACCUCCUCCAUCUGCUAAGCCAUCAAAUAUCCCCCAAUCCUCUUCACAAGGUGGUGACUCUGCGACCUCCAGCCUUACCUCCUACGACAGUGAGGUAGCCAAUCUCACACAGUCGGCGUUCUCUCCAUCCUAUCCACCCCCACAGAUAUUUCCCUCUUCCUCAACCACCACCUCUGUAGCUGCUUUACCUCCGACGUCACUGCACAGAUCCCAGCCCAUGUCCCAUUCUCAUCACUAUUAUAGCAGCCCCAAUGACCCGUUAGUCAUUGGCCACAUCCCAGCCCAGGAUAGAGGUACAGCUGCCCUCACCACCACCAUGUCUUAUGCUACCACAACCAUGACAACCACUGCUGCCCCCUCUACCACCACGACAUCGCCUGUGUCCUCUGACUACAGCAUGAGCAUGGCCGGGCCCAGGGUCGGCCUCAGCACCGGGGGGAAAGUUGUCGACUACGGUCAUCACACGAUUAUACCCAAGAGCGGAGACUGGCAAGAUGGCGUGGUGGAUUCUGGGAUCGAGGAGUUGGACAGUCACAGCAGCAGCGACCACCAUUUAGAAAUGCUAGGACUGGGCGGGCUGAGGGGAGAGAGGGGAGGGAUCGGAGGAGGAGAGAAAAGCGGUGAACAUCAGGAUUCUUCUUCAACCUUCUCAGGUGGACAGACUUUUGAGGUGCAUAAUGCCAAAAUGGAAAACCCUGUGUUUCCAAAGAUGACUCAUUACAAGGAGGGGGGAGGGAAGAUUCAGUCUGUAGCACUUCGCAGGCAGAACAGCACCAACCCUGCUCCGUUGCAGUUGCAGAGACAAAACAAUCUUGAGGAUGCUAGGAUAGAAGGAGCUCUCUUAGAUGAAAGGAGGCGUAAACUGGACGGCUUUGGCCCGGCGCUGACUGCCUGUUUAGAGAGGCCUGUGGACUCGCGGUCAGUGGGCUGGGGUGAGGUCGAGGUGCACGGACAGGUUGAUGUCGUGCAGAGAGGUGCGAUGGUGUUGGAGGGCCGCAGGCUGCACUCGCCUCUUUCGGGCGUGAAGGCCAGCAUCAUCAAUGAAUUGAGCUCCAAGCUGCAACACAUGGGCGGCAUGAAGAGCAUGGACGACUGGAGCCACUCUCCAAAGUCACCCACCAUUCACAGGUACUCUGCAGACUACUCUGACGUGUUUCAUAGUCCACCUACUGGACGCUCCACCUCGCCGUUACCCACCUCUUCGCCACAGCACUGUCAAAUCAUGACGCCCAACCUAUCGGCAACGCCCUCCGUUUCCCCUUCCCCUCAAGUACCAGUCCAGCGCAAUUGGACCCGGUCCCCUUCCCCGCAGAUGCCUUCCUCUCCGGUUCACUCCCACUCUCCCCGCUCCCCGACCUACUGCCCGUACCCGACGUCUCCAAAGCAUCGGUCCAAGUUUCGCAAGAGUUUUGAUUUCCAGUGCAGUCCCACCAAGGAGAUGCAGUCUUCAGUAUCUCGGCGCCGCGCUCCGAGCCCUCUCAUCUAUAACACAGAACAACCAAACCCCGCCCCUCCCAGACCUUCCUCACUCCCCAUACUCCCCACAACACCGGUCUACAACAACCCGUUUGACUUUCCUGGACCCCUCACUCCUCCGUCUCCUGGCCUCCCUCUGGGAGACACCUACAAGACUUCAACACCUCCUCUUUUCUCUCCAUCUGGCAUCCCAAGUCAAAACCCCCUCCUUGUCUCCCGCUCUCUGUCUCCCACCCAUUUUCUCUCCAGCGCCUCCUCCCCCAUACACUUGCCCCCCAGCCCCACUUGCCUUAACUACCCCCAGCUCACCCCGCCUCCGCCAGCCAAACCAUUCGCGGUGAAGCCGUUGCCCUACUGGACCAAAUACGACGUUGCAGACUGGCUGGCGUAUCUGAACCUGGGCGAACACAGGGAGCGUUUUAUAGACAACGAGAUCGACGGAUCACAUCUGCCUUCACUCACUAAGGACGACUUCUUGGAUCUCGGAGUGACACGCGUGGGACACCGAAUGAACAUCGAGAGGGCGCUGAAGAAACUCACUGACAGGCUGCUCUCCUCUCCUUUGCAUGUCCCCACUUCUCCCCGAGACACAGACUGAAAGAGUGAAGGAGUGAUUCAUUGAUGAGAUACAAAUUGAGACAGACGAACAAUAGCGGAAGACGUGUGAGAGACGAGAAGUGGACGUCGACAGGUUGUGUGGAUUUUAAGACUUAAGGAAGGGGCUGGAUACGAAAGUGGGACUCCACACACGCGGGGGAAUAUUGUUAUGAAAUGUCUGGACUGAUACCCGGUCAAGAAAGGCUACACAAGCAAUUCUAUGAUUGUAUGAAAGUGAUGCUUCUCCCGACUCGGAAGACACUUUUAAACCUUUCAUGGACAGGCAUUUAAUUAAUUAAUUAAUAAACCGUUUUCUGCUGUCAUAGACACAAACACUUACUAUAUUCUCUCACACACACUGACAGACGAAUUGUCAACACCAUCUGCUGCUGAGAAACACUUUGGUCAUGGGAGAGUUUAAAGAACCGUUCAAAAUGUUAAAGAGUGAAGUCCAGGAACAUCAGUUUUGUAGCUUUAAGUAGAUCUGUGUAUCAAAUGGCUGUGAGUUAUGGAGCCAAAGUCAGAUAAUGGGAGAAAUGUUUUGUGUGUGUGUGUGUAUAAAUGAUGAUAGAUUAUAUAUUAUUAUAUUUACCAUAUACCCCCCCCCC